Messenger RNA from Podarcis muralis (Common wall lizard), 3818 nucleotides. It is a transcript of the gene ZNF385A, whose product is annotated as zinc finger protein 385A. Gene Ontology annotation, biological process: regulation of cytoplasmic translation; mRNA localization resulting in post-transcriptional regulation of gene expression. The record is from RefSeq and is a predicted model, not a curated record. Gene Ontology annotation, molecular function: mRNA 3'-UTR binding; zinc ion binding. Lineage: Eukaryota; Metazoa; Chordata; Lepidosauria; Squamata; Lacertidae. Gene Ontology annotation, cellular component: neuronal cell body; nucleus.
GGGGUGUAGAGGGAGGGGGGGGGAAAGCGUGUGUGCUUCGCUGCGCUGACAUUUUUUUGGCGAUGCCUCCUGUUACUCCGGCUCUGCCGCUCGCCAGCCCUGCUGCAGCCGGCGCUGCUCCUGCGCCGGCGCUGCUACUCCGGCCGCCGCCGCCACCGCUGCUGUCGUCCAACCUAGCUCGCUCCUAGCGCUGCUGCUGCCUCCGCCACCACCACCAGCAGCAGCACCGCAGCGGACACGGGGGAGGCGGAGGCGGAGGAGGAAGAAGAGGAGGCGGCGGCGGCAGCUGAUCCUCUGCCUCGGCGGCUGCCUGCCAUCCUGCUGCGCCGCUGCCAGACGUCAGGUGCUGCUCCGGCAGCGGGAGCUCAGCGGGGAUGAUCCUAGGCAGCCUGAGCCGGGCGGGCCCAAUCCCGGCCAUCCUGCGCCCACCACCUGCCAUGAUGCAGCAACCCCUGGAUCUCAAGCCCUUCCUGUCGUUCCCUAUGGAGGCGCAGCCGGCCGUGGGCCUCUUCGCAGGUUUCAACACGGUAAGGCCGUGGCUGCUUCCGGCCCAGGAGGUACAGGCUCGGAUGGACCCAGUGCAGAAAGCAGUGAUCAACCACACCUUUGGGGUACCCAUAGCCAAGGCCAAGCGCCCAAUCAUCUCUUGCAACGUCUGCCAGAUCCGCUUCAAUUCUGAGAGCCAAGCCGAAGCACACUACAAGGGGAACCGCCAUGCCCGGCGAGUAAAGGGAAUUGAGGCCGCCAGGACGCGGCAGAAGGAAUCAGGAGCCCGUGAGGGUGACAAACCGGGACCUGUGGGCAGUCCGUCCUCAAGCACCGGGGAGAGUGACUCUGACCGCACAGCCGAGCAACUGAACGGCAUCGGAGGUUUGGUGACGGUGCCCCCCGUCCCUGCUCCCACCUCUCCAGAUAAGCAGCCCUGUCUGGUGUCUCCGGCGGCAGCAGCGCCCCCGCCGCCCCACUCAGCCCCCUGCCCAGAACCUAGCCAGAGUUCCAAGAGCGGGCAAACCUGGGUGACGAAGGUGGGAGAGAUCUCUACGGCAACUGCAGUUCCAGCCACUUCAGGGGCGGCACCCAGUAGCAACGGCAACACCAAGCCUGACGAAGAGAAGGCCAAGAAGCUGUUGUACUGCGCACUUUGCAAAGUGGCUGUCAAUUCACUGUCUCAACUCGAGGCCCACAACAAAGGUACAAAGCACAAGACUAUCCUGGAAGCACGCAGCGGGUUGGGGCCUAUCAAGGCAUAUCCACGCCUGAGCCCCACCACUGGAGGGGAGCCAGGCAGCCAAGACCCCAGUGCUCAGGAGAGAACCUUCCACUGUGAAAUCUGCAAUGUCAAAGUCAACUCGGAGAUCCAGCUCAAACAGCACAUUUCCAGUCGACGGCACCGGGAUGGAGUAGCUGGGAAGCCCAACCCCUUGUUGAGUCGGCACAAGAAGCAGCGAGGCAUGGCAGAGCUGCAGGGCUCCCUGGCCUUCCCUAAGGAGCUUCCCAAGUCGCUGGCGGCCGGAUUGCUGCCCAAUCCGCUGGCUGUGGCAGCCGCCAUGGCAGCCGCCGCUUCCUCGCCCCUGACGCUGCGACCAGCCCCGACGCCCCCGCUCUUGCAGGGCCCGCCUCUGACGCACCCGCUCCUGCGCCCGGCUCCGGGGCCCAUCCGAACUGCACACGGACCCAUCCUCUUCUCGCCAUACUGAUGCCGCCCGUCCACCCACCUGCCUGCCACAAUCCCGGGACUCUUGGCACCACUGGAACCGCCCACCCCGGCAACUAGCAACAGGUCUCGGCAACGUCACAUGGCGCCCGGCCCCAUCCAACGGGAGCGAUUUUUUCUUUCCUUUCUUUUUUUGUUUCUUUUCCUCUUUUUUUCUUUGUAACUAGAGAUGGAAAUAUUUUUCUGAGAAGAGAAAAAGGGACAAACCCGCCCUCACACAAACACACACACACGCACCUGCUCUCAACCCCAUCGGGGUCCCUGGCCAAAUCUGCACAAGAGCCAGGGUCUCCCACAGGCUGGGCCAAGGUGUGUUUGUGUGCAUCUAUGUGUGUGUGUCAGUCACAUCUCCCGAGGUACACAAAAGGUUGGGGAGCGAUAGUGCCUCCCCAGGACUCUGUGGAGCAUCGAAAGGGGAGGCAGUUCUGGUACCUCAGGGACUGAUCAGCAAGCAAUCUCCUUCCAUCCCAGAGCUAAGGGGGGGCCCUUGCCUCCCCCACUCAUACAAGCCAUUGUCCACUUGCACUGAAAGGGGUUUGUGUGUGUGUGUGUUUGUGUGCACGGGACAGAAGACAGGGCCUCCGGAAGACAGAGCCCCUACUGCAAUAAUGCUGGCCGGCACCUCCAUGUACAUAUCCCCCCCCCGAUUCCCCCACGCUCCCCUGUGCUGGCCCCACCCUCACUGCGCUUCCAUGCAAUGGGGGCCCUCCGUGGCCCCACCACCGCUGCACCUCGACAAGAGACUGGCAGAGCAAUUACUGUGCUCCCAUUGCCCUCACCCCCCCCCAUUCCUCUAAGAGGCAGACAGACAUAAACAAACUCGGCAUCGUUUUCUGUUCAGAAGUGACAUCCACACACCUGAGUCAGACAACCGUUCCCUCCUCUACACCACCCACCCUCCCUAGGUAAGGAAAAUCAAGGGAAUCUGGCUGGGCUGUUUUUCUUCUUUUAAAGUUACGUUUCAUUAAAUCUGGAGGAAUCAGGAAGAACUCUGAAUUGAGAAAGUGAGUGUGAGCCCAUCACCUCACCGGGAAACCAUGUGAAGGGUUAUGGUUGUGUGUGUGUGUGUGUGGUGAUGAUGAAAAACUGGGACUCACACUGCUAUCUCACUGAGUAGGAGCAAGGGCUUUGACUCAUCUGACUGGGUCUGGGUUGUUAGCCUUGACUCUUGGCUCCUAAGUAAAGAAGAGCAGGGAUCUCUUCUCUAAAGGAGUUCCUUGCAUCUCGUUCUGCCUAUAGACCUUCCCUUUGGGUUAUUUGAGCUGUUGCCAUGGUAGCACAACAUCUCUCUGUGUCUCCUUCCCCCUCUGCUUUUUUUUUGACAGAGUUGGGUCCCCAUCCCUCCACCCCUUUCUUGAGUGGGUGGGACAUUAACCAGGAGGCCAGGUCAUUAGUUUCCUGGAUAUUAAACAGCCUCCUCCUCUCCAGGCCCCCUUCUCCUAAAGCCCAACCCCACCCGGAGCACAUAAAAUUCCAGAUGCUUGUUAAAUUCCCUGGCACGCAUCCUAGUUGGCGCCUAUCCGUGGAUUUUGCGGGUGUGUGUGUGUACAUUUGUGUGUGUUGAUUAAUGGAACAACGGAGGUUUGGGUUCGCUCUUUCUUACACACACACACACACGCAUGCAUGCACCAUGGUCUGCAGUUUCCCAUCUGCCCCAAGCAGAACAACAACGCAAGGCCCAGAAUAUGACCCCGUAGACCAGGGAGGAAGGUCUUCCAUGCCAUGGCCAUUAGCCACACUCCUCUCCCCUUGCCCCUUUCAAAACUGUGACUGACGUUCAGAGCAAUAGAGACACUGGCGUAUGUGGGGGGAAUGGGACCCACCUUCCCCCUAGCUGGCAUGAAUCACGCCAGUCCUGUCCCGCGUUACCUCAGUCCCUCAAAGCCCACAGGGCAAUCUGUCCCCCUCCCUCUGCCCAUCCCAGGUGUCCUGUUCACCCCAGAGUGUCUGUCUUUCCAUCUGCCAUCCUUCUGUCCAUGCUAGACUUUCUCCUUGCCCUCCCCCCCCGCCCACCUUUCUUGCUGACACCAAUGCCUUUCUGCUUCAUCCCAUAUAGCACCUUUGAUCCCUCUGCCCCUUGACGACAAUAAAAGUGAUAAGGCUU